UGGCAAAUGAAGAAGGAUAUUGAUAAUUGGGUUGUUAUCUCUCUUCCCCCUCAGAUCAAGUUUCAUCUGAAAAAUUUUCGUGACUAGAUGAACGGCACUGUAUAAAAAGACAUCGUUGUUCCCACAUCCUUUAUUAUAUUUCUUCUCUUUAUAUCGUCGACAUCAUGGCUUCUCGAUCAACCAUCACCUGCUUUUAUGAUAUCGUUUCGCCUUAUAGUUACUUUGGUGUCAAGUUGCUCAACCGGUACCGACAACAACCUCAGUGGCAAAACGUUGCUGUCGAAUUCCGACCUGUGUUCCUGGGUGGGAUCAUGAAUGGUGCUAAAAACCAGCCUCCUGCUACGAUCCCUGCAAAGGGCAAAUACAUGAUUAAAGAUCUUCAUACGAUUAGCAAAAUUACUGGGAUCCCCUUCCAGUUCUCCUCCAACUUCCCUUUGUUGACUAUUCCUACUAUGCGCUUACUCAUUGCUAUUCAGAAGCAUGAGUCAGCCAAGUAUGAGCAAUGUAUCGAAAAGCUCUAUGAUGAGUACUGGGUCCAGGACAAUGAUGUGACCGAUGCUGCUAUCCUUGUGAAGGCACUCUCCCCAAUUUUGGGCUCGGCCAAUGCUGUUGAAAAAUACCUUCAAAUGACAUCUGAUAAAGGCAUCAAACAAACAUUGAUGGACAACACACAGCAAGCAGUUGACAUUGGUGCCUUUGGUGCCCCUACUUUCAUCGUUAAGAAGGCUGGUACAGAAGCAGGAGAGGAAGUCAUGUUCUUUGGUUCAGACCGUUUUGAAAUGAUGGCUUCGUUCUUGGACUUGCCAUAUCCCGGCAUUACCUUCCAUAAAACGUCUUCACCAAAGCUAUAAUUUUUUAUGAAAAUUAAAAAGGGAGACACGUGUUUCUAGAUCAAAUACAUGUAUACAACUUAUUGCAAAU
This is a messenger RNA of Lobosporangium transversale, 921 nucleotides long. RefSeq names its product DSBA-like thioredoxin domain-containing protein. Gene Ontology annotation, cellular component: mitochondrion; peroxisome. The transcript has 5 exons. The coding region runs from base 165 to 851 and encodes 228 amino acids. NCBI's taxonomy places the organism in Eukaryota, Fungi, Mortierellomycota, Mortierellomycetes, Mortierellales, Mortierellaceae. The record is from RefSeq and is a predicted model, not a curated record. Gene Ontology annotation, molecular function: glutathione transferase activity; glutathione peroxidase activity. Gene Ontology annotation, biological process: glutathione metabolic process.